Rangifer tarandus platyrhynchus (Svalbard reindeer) is the source of this 898-nucleotide messenger RNA. NCBI's taxonomy places the organism in Eukaryota, Metazoa, Chordata, Mammalia, Artiodactyla, Cervidae. The record is from the annotation of a GenBank genome assembly.
AGGAAGUCGACGUGUCUUGCGCUUAGUGGCGGCGCACAAGCGCAGGUGGAAUAAAAUAGCAGGCGACACUGACGGUGCUAUGCACUCCAACGUGGCAGCGUGCUGUCGGCCCGAGACGCGCUGCAGGGACGCAACGCCGCAUAGGGCAGUGGGGACGCCAAGCGGGCGGGACAAGUACGCGGUACUGGCGGUGGAGUGUUUGGUGUACGGAAUCUUCUGUAAUCUCUCUGAUCAGGAGUCAGCGCAUAUUUCCGUGCUCACGCAGCUGACCGGCAUGAGCUGGCAGAGGGAGGACUUCCUGCAUCGGGGAAUGAGCGUGCGAUCGAAGACAACCGUGCUCCCAUUGCACGGCCGACCGAAUGCGCUGAGCAGCUAUACCUCGUUCCGGGCACGCCUUAACCGCAACAACCGCGCGCCCCCGUCGCGUUCUGCUGCUUUAAACGUUGCGGUCCUGGUACAGCGAGCAGCCGCUGAGAGGUUUGCUACGACAGUGUACACGCGUAGCAGGCAAUACAAGCGAAGGAGUAAGCCGCACGAAUGCAACGUCUACAAGGCGAACGUGAGGUCGCUGACGGAGGAAAAGGGCGCAAGCAGCCUGAGUAGGCACCCUGCCGUGUUCGUCUUCUCCUGUGCUUGUUGCAGGAACCAGACGAUAUAUUCGUGCGUCCCCCUGACACAGUGCAUUUUCCAUGGAGCGCGGGAAGCCGAGGCAGCUGGUCACCAAACGUCGUGGCGUCACGCGGCCCAGUCGGACCCCUCGUGUGUAACCCCCCCCCACGUUCCACGGCGUGGCCCCCACGUACCCUUCCGGGCACGCCGCAACCGCAACAACCGCACGCCUUCUGUCGUCUACUGCCGCUUUGAGCGUUGCGGUCCUUGUACAGCGAACGGCCGCUGA